Papilio polytes (common Mormon) is the source of this 2059-nucleotide messenger RNA. RefSeq names its product protein Dr1 (gene NC2beta). The record is from RefSeq and is a predicted model, not a curated record. Gene Ontology annotation, molecular function: TBP-class protein binding; protein heterodimerization activity; general transcription initiation factor activity. The transcript has 8 exons. Gene Ontology annotation, biological process: negative regulation of transcription by RNA polymerase II; chromatin remodeling; RNA polymerase II preinitiation complex assembly. Bases 128 to 679 code for a protein of 183 amino acids. Gene Ontology annotation, cellular component: negative cofactor 2 complex. Lineage: Eukaryota; Metazoa; Arthropoda; Insecta; Lepidoptera; Papilionidae.
UGUCAAUGUCAAACUAUAAAUUAUAAUAAAAUUGUUGUUGAUUUUGGGGCUGAAACAAAGAAAACGAAAUAUUUAAUAUUUUAAACGUGAUACCAGAAUCAAGAAGAAGACUCCUGAAGGAACAAAAAUGGGCAGUCCAGAACGAGAAUUAUGCCCUCCACCUUCGGAGGAAGAUGAGCUUACGCUUCCUAGAGCAAGCAUUAAUAAAAUGAUAAAGGAAUUAGUUCCUUCCGUUCGUAUUGCCUUCGAGUCGAGGGAGUUGAUUUUGAACUGCUGUACAGAAUUUAUACAUCUUAUUAGUUCAGAAGCGAAUGAAGUGUGUAAUCAAAGUAAUAAAAAAACGAUUAAUGCGGAACAUGUACUUACAGCUUUAGACAGAUUAGGGUUUAGUGACUACACUGAGGAAGCGGAAGCAGUUUUAAAGGAUUGUAAGGCUGUAGCUGCUAAAAGAAGAAGGCAAAGUACCCGCCUGGAAAAUUUAGGAAUACCUGAAGAAGAAUUAUUAAGACAACAGCAGGAGCUUUUUGCAAAGGCUCGUGAAGAACAAGCAAAACAGGAACAACAACAGUGGUUGUUACUACAACAGCAAGGGUUGGUGGGACCUGAAGGUGUACCACAGCCCUAUGUGCCUCCUCCCACUGUUAAACCUGACGAUGAUGAGGAUGAUGAUUAUUCAUAAGAAUAUUCUUAUACCACAAAUAUUGUAAACAAUAAUAAGGGUUUAUAACAAUGCCAUUUUAUUCCUGAUUUUUUAAUAUGUUAGCAAUAACUUCGAAUGAAGUUUAAGAGAAAAAAUAACUGGAACUUGUAAAUAAAAAUCAUUUCUCUUUGGGUUCAGUUUGUUAUUAAAAUAAACCAUAUUUUAAAGAAUGUGUACGAUAUGUAAUGGUUGCUUAGAAAUUAAAAAUUGCCAACACUUCUGUCUGGUUUAAUUCAGUUCUUGUUUUAAUUUUAACUGUAGAGCAGUCUCAUGCUGGUAAAUACAAUUUUCUACCAUUAUAGAAACCUAACUACAUUAUCUCCAUUUUUUAUUUACUUGUAUGUUCUUUAAUGCCAAUUUCUAACAGUAGUUUUUAUGUAGUACCUGAUUUAUGUGAUACUAGAUUUGUCCUGCGACUCCAUCACCAUUGUAUUAAAAAAAAAACAAAAGUAGUCUAUGUGUUCUUUUAAAAUAUACUCUAAAUCUAUGCCAUAGGAUAAAAAAAAAUAGUGGACUAAAAACACAAUGUAAAUUAUAUUUGUAAUCUACAUAUUUGACUGCAUUGUUAGACUUCUGUAACAUGUCAAUGCCAAGAAAAUUGUAAACAAUAUUAUUUAUAAAUAAAAUGUUAGCUACAAAACUAUCAAAAUGUUUGUUAUCAUACUGAAGAAAUGAAUAGUACUAAUACUAACAAAAAUUUGAAGAGAUCUAAGCGUAAAACAUUUUCAAAUUCAACUUUAAAAAAUGUAAGUCGGACUACUAAGAAGGGAAAUGUUAUAAAACCUGUGUCCCCAUUGUUAGCAAAGGAUUCAGAAUGGGUAGACAUUUUACAAACUUCAAAACCCCAGUCAACUUUAAAUGAAAAAUUAGAUGAAGAGGAAGUACUGCAACUUGUAGAUUGUGAAAAUGGAUUGGAUAAAAAACCUCUUGCAAUACUUUUCCCCAGUUUGCUCGAAAAAGACCCACAAACACUAAAGGGUGUUUUGAACAAAGCCAUGUCUACAACUGAAGUGACUAAACAUUUGGUUGAUUUGGGUCAAAAAGCUAAUUUUGCAUUUAUGAAAAAAACCAAUCGACUUAUUCCAUAUAACAAGCAAUGGUUGGAAAGCUUAGUAGAAGUAAGUCAAUCCAAUCAGUCAAUUCAAACAGAGGAUCUGAGCUCAGCUGAUGAAGCUAAUAAAAUGAGUCCGGUCAGUAAAGAUGUUACACAGGCGAAGUAUUAGCAAGUCAUGAAGAAAAUGCAACCAGCUUGUUUAAAUCUUAAAAACUACUAUACUAUAAUAUAACUGAAAGCAGGCAGGCAUCAGCUGAAACUUUUAUGUUCUACACUAUUAAAGGUGAUCAAAAUAGUUCGAGGUA